AUGCAGUGGGAUAUUCAUGACUUCCCCUCAAGGCCGCGGCUCGGCGGUGUGGACGGCGAGGACUACCAUGACGCGGCCGCCGGCGAGGAGGACGCCCUGCCCGACGUGCCCGACGAGCCCAGCCUGCCCGACGAGCCAUCCGGGGUGUGCCCCGCGGCCUGCAAGUGCCGCUUCGGAGUGCGUCCGCUGCUGGUGGACUGCUCCAACAGAAAGCUGAGCGCCUUCCCGGACCCCACGGAGAUACCGGAAGAGGUGGAGGUCCUGGACCUGUCCGACAACGCCAUCCGCGUGGUGCCGCGCGACCUGCCGGCGUGGGAGCGCCUGCAGGAGCUGUCGCUGGCCGGCAACCAGAUCGCCGCCUUCCCGCCCGGCGCGCUGGUGGGGCUGUCCGCCCUGGAGGCGCUGGACCUGAGCAGGAACAAGAUCGCCAGCCUGCGGCACGUCAAGCCCGACCGCUUCAUCGUCAACAACCCCGUGAUGCAGGUGCUCAACCUGUCCGGCAACGGGAUCCAGGACCUGGGCCACGGCUCGUUCCAGUCGCUGAGCAGCGAGUCGCUGCACGUGCUGGACGUGUCCAAGUGCGCCGUCAGCUCCAUCGACGGCGAGGAGGCGCUGGCCGCGCUGCCGGCGCUGCGCGUGCUGCGCGUGGCCGACAACCCCCUGCAGCAGCUGCCCGUCUUCGCGACCGCCACGGAGCUGCGCGAGCUGGACGCGUCCGGCUGCCGCCUGCGCUCCGUCCCCGCCGGCGUGCUCUCGGCGCUGCCGCAGCUGCAGCACCUCGCCGUCAGCCGCAACCCCGACCUGGCGCACUUCCUGCCGCCCCAGCCGGCCACCCCCAGCCCGCGCGACCCGGACCAGCUGUCGCACCUCUUAAAAAUGCCGGCGCCGUGGUCCGCGACGCUGCAGGUGCUGGAGGCCGAGGAGUGCGCGCUGCACGAGACGUCCUUCCUGGCCACGCUGCCCAACGUGACCGAGGUGCGUCUGCGCGGCAACCGCAUCGCGGCACUCCAGCCCGGCGAGCUGAUGGACAACGCCGUGCUCCAGCACCUGGACCUCGCCGACAACCGCCUCGAGAACCUGCCCGCCGACGCGUUCAAGGGCACCGAGGACAUGCUCAAGGAGCUGGACCUGUCCGGCAACCGGCUGACGGCGCUGCACCCAGAGACGUUCUCGCUGCACUUGGCGCUGCGCUCCCUCAACGUGUCGCGCAACCCCAUCGCGUCGCUGCAGCUGUCGGCGCCCCAGCUGCGCCACCUCGACGCGUCGCACGCCGAGCUGCAGGUGGUGGCCGAGGCCGUGCUGGACGGUAUGCCGCGGCUGCGGCACCUCAACGUGUCCAACAACCCCCUGGCGGCGUUGCCCGAACGCGCCGCGUCGCCCGGCAGCGACCCCGUGCUGCACACGCUGGACGUGUCCUUCUGCAGGCUCACGGACCUCGGCGCCGACUCGCUGGCCGCGCUGGCCGUGCUGCAGACGCUGGACCUGCGGGGGAACCGCUUCACCGACCCCCUCAAGGUCGAGGCGUUCAGCGAGAACGCCAUCCUGCAGACCAUUCGCCUCGGCGACAACCCCUGGCGGUGUGACUGCAGGACCCAGGACUUCCGCGACAUGCUGGACUUCCUGCAGGCGCAGCCCCCCAAGGAAGACCUGCACUCCCUGCUGUGCCACAGCCCCGAGUCGGCGCAGGGCCAGUCCUGGCACGCGGCCUGCCUGGCGCCGGGCGCGGGCUCCAUGGCGUCGCUGGGCACGUGGGUCUUCGUGGCCGUGAUGGUGAUCGGCGUGGCGGCGGUGGCCUUCGGCGUGGGCAUGGCGCGGCGCGUGCGGCGCGGCAAGGCGCGGCGGCGCCGGCAGCACGAGCAGCAGCAGGAGGAGGAGCGGCGCGCCUGCGAGCAGGAGGCGGAGCGGCGACGGCUGCACCGCCGCAUGCAGAUGCAGCAGCAGGAGCAGCUGCGCCGGCAGAACAUGCGGGCGCAGCAAGCGUCGUCCCCGGACGAGCCCGACCCGCACCCGCCGUCCUACGAGGAGGCCAUGUUCAUGGACCGGAUGACGAAGGGCGACGAGGGCCACAGCGACAGCGACAGCGAGGAGGACGAGGCCUUCCACGAGGAGCUGCAGAGAAAGGUCGCGCGCCUGGACUCGGCCGGCAGGGCGACCGACGUCAUCGAGGAGGAGGAGGACGAGCACACGGCGCUAUCAAACGGAAGCGGAGCCAACAACGGCAGCGCGCGCGGCGCGCGCAGCGCCCCCCUCAACACGAGGCUAUGAGGCGGCACGGCCGGGCCAGGGCCGGGCAGGCCCCACCCCGCCACGCCAUCAGCUAGUCAGCAUCACCAAAUCAACACACCUGCUCAUUGCUCAUUGAUUCGCUCCAAUGGCACUCGUUAACCUUUUUGUACUGCUCGACGCUUGGACUGAGUGCGGCGUCCAACGCGGCGCAGAGUGGCGCCGCUGCCCGUCAGCAUGGCUGUCAGCCAACGCCAAACCCGCCACGCUGCCUCGCGGUGGAUCUCACACCAGAUGUGUUUUUGUUAAAAUAAAUAAGACUCCUUUUGUAGAA
Thrips palmi is the source of this 2557-nucleotide messenger RNA. RefSeq names its product carboxypeptidase N subunit 2-like. Gene Ontology annotation, cellular component: extracellular matrix. The record is from RefSeq and is a predicted model, not a curated record. The coding region runs from base 1 to 2265 and encodes 754 amino acids. The transcript is spliced from 10 exons. Lineage: Eukaryota; Metazoa; Arthropoda; Insecta; Thysanoptera; Thripidae. Gene Ontology annotation, molecular function: protein binding.